Molecule: messenger RNA, 594 nt
Organism: Gregarina niphandrodes
Lineage: Eukaryota; Apicomplexa; Conoidasida; Eugregarinorida; Gregarinidae
Product: putative transmembrane protein
Exons: 1
Coding region: 1-594 (197 amino acids)
Source: RefSeq, a predicted model, not a curated record
AUGGUGUUUUAUUUUGGUCGACUAGCAGUGUUCCCACUAUUGUGGUCUAUCAUCUUCAGUGUGGACCGCCUGUGGAGGUAUCAUGACGAGUUGAUGCCCGGUCAUGGAUGGCUGUCGAUUACUUGUUAUGCCGUCUUGGGUGGCGGGAUCUUAGUCUCGUUAUUGGGCGUUGCUGCGUCCUGUGCUUAUUCGAGGAAGUUUGUCAAGGCCGCAGCUAUCUUGAAUGUAAUAGGCUUUCUGGCGUACUUGUCAUACGUGGGGCCCUUUAUUCGUCGAGGCAUUCACAACUUUACAUUAGCUGUAAGGACCGUCAACCCGGCCUUCGACUACUGGGGUAGUUGGGCCGAUUGCCACGAACUGGUCUUCCAGUUGAGACCCGGUGUGGACUUUAUGGUCGGCCAGGGCCCUUUGGCCGACUUCGACUGGCACUACCGCCACUACAUCCGCGGCUGGAUGAAACACAUGUCUGGCGACUUCAUCUUCACAGCCACCGUCGGAUUCGGCCUGGCCUUUGUCUUCCUGUUCUUGCUCGGCAAAGAACUUCGAAAGGCAGAGCAACAAGAAACCGAGCCGGCUGUUGAGGUUGCAGUAUAA